This is a messenger RNA of Cuculus canorus (common cuckoo), 14067 nucleotides long. RefSeq names its product ciliogenesis and planar polarity effector complex subunit 1 (gene CPLANE1). Gene Ontology annotation, biological process: cilium assembly. Gene Ontology annotation, cellular component: ciliary transition zone. The transcript is spliced from 53 exons. Bases 99 to 9632 code for a protein of 3177 amino acids. NCBI's taxonomy places the organism in Eukaryota, Metazoa, Chordata, Aves, Cuculiformes, Cuculidae. The record is from RefSeq and is a predicted model, not a curated record.
CGCCCCGCCGUCCCUUCGUUGCGUCGCGGGCGCGGCUGGUAUGUGAAAGCGCCACUGCUUGCUUUUCUUUAUAAUGGUUACCUAGACGUUUGAUAAGAAUGGAGAUUAAGUUAGAUGUUCUCCUCUCUACGAGUAUCAAGCAAAGAAAGCCGUGGCCUCGCAUCGCAUGGAUUGGACAGGAAAAAGAGGCAGUUUUUCUUCUAGAUGAUAAACAGAUAAAUGAAAUUAACCUGACAUCAGGGAAGACAAAGAAGAAAAUCCCUCAGCUACAGUCAUUGUUGAAAAAUGUGGUUGUUUUAACAACAUCAAGAAAUGGUGCUUGGUUGGCAGGAAUACUUAAAACAGGAGAGCUAUUUCUUUGGAAUAAAGAUCAAGACUGCUUGAAAAUUGUGCCAGCGAUUGAAGAGUCUAGGAAGGUAGUUGCAGCAGCUCAAGAGUGUUUAAUGCGAUUGUACUUGUAUGUAUCUGGAGAUGGCAGAAAGGUACUGUUAACUACUCCCACAGCAUGUGUCUUUUUUUGGGAGAGUACAGAACACGAAAAUACAGCCCCUUGUAAAAAUUCUUCUGCUGGACAUUGGACACAAAUUUUGCCUGAUGAGUCAGUCAUGUUGCCUUCUACUGAAGAAAAAGAAAUAGGAGUGCAUGCUGCUUUCAUACAAAAUGAGAUACUGGGUGAUUGCUGCUUAUGCUCUUUCGUUUUUUACUCUGGAGAAUGUUUGGUGCUCACGUUUUUGAUUCUUCGGUGGCAUGAAAAUGGCUUUAAAUAUAUUAGUUCUUUGCCAUACCAGAUCCACUGGGUACAGCAGACUUGUUCCCUUGUUAAUUUGGUUCCUCUGUGUGCAUCUGUAAAGUCAAGAGGAGCUUUGCUAUGUGCCUUUGCUAGAGAUGGACUUACACUUGCAGUUGCUGUUAAUCAAACUGAUCCAAAGGCCACUCACAUUUUGUUUUUAAACACAUUGAAUUUUGCAACUGUUUUGGGUAGCCUUAAAGGUUGUAGUAGCAAGCACAGUGUAGUCCCAUCUAAGUUUAUCAGAUCUUACUGGGUUGGCGAUAUGAGUUGGACUCCUGAUAGCCUUUUCUUGGCUUGCAUGUUAAAACGUGGAUCUUUGAUUUUGUUGACGUGUAUGGGUGAACUGCUGACCUUGGUUACUACUGGCUGCUCUGUAGAAUUUGGACCAGCAGAGUUUAUUCCAUUUCAUCCACUAAUAACAUGCAAACAGCAGCAGUCUUGUUGUCAAGACUCUAGUCAGUCCCUUGGUUCUUCAGCUUCUGAAAGUGACCUUAUGAGACAGAGAUUCUCUGUUGCUUCACAUUCAAGAUUACCCUACCUCAUUGUCUCUGAUGGAUACAUGAUAACAGUGCUUAGGUUGCCUAACAACCUUUCACCAUCAGGAUUUAUAAGAUCCCUUUUGCUUGAUUCAACCCAACGGCUUGAAAGUGUCCGUUUGAGUUUGCUGAACUCCAAGUCUAAAGGGAGACCUCUGUGUUUACAGUCACUGUUGUCUUUAAAAGCUAGGCUUUUAAAACACGCUCAAAACCAAAGUUCCAUCCUUUCCACCAUUCCGAAAUUCCUGGAAGAGGAUACAACAGAAACGAAUGAGAAAACCUUGGAUUUACUGGACUAUGAAGAAGAAUCGGAUGAUGACAAGCAGUUUUAUAAUAGCCCUUCCAGCUUUAAUAGCCAAAGAAUCCCUUCGUUUGUUGGCAAAGCGGAUCAAGGCUACAUAGAAUUUGCAUCAAUGUUUGAUACUAUCCACGCAAAAGACAAUACUGAAGAGAAAGAUAAAUUAUCAGUAGACCUAUAUUCCAUUCAGAAAAACCUCCUUGCAGCUUGGCAUAUUGGGAUUUCAAAAAAUGUGGAAGAGAAAGAUAUGUUGCUGAAUUACACAGUGAACUGCAUUAUCCAUUUUUUUAACAUUCUUCAGUUUGUGAAAUGUUCUUUGCUAAACAAGAAUGCAUCUUUAAAUAAGUCUGUGAAGAAUACUCACUGGAUGCAGUAUGUCUUAAAAUAUUUUCAUCAGUGUUUAACUUUCUUGCAUUGGCAUUCAAGAGCCAGUCUGACUGGACACCUGGCAAAGCUGACAGUACAAACAAUAAAACUGAUGCUUAUACAGAAAGCAGAUCAGUUGUUCUCAGAAAACCUUUUGGCAUGCUUCUGUCUUUUGAAAAUGGUUUCUGACACUCUAAGUAGCGUGUGCAUACUACAGUAUGAGAAUUUGUUUGCAUCUCCUUGUGGAAAUGGUCCUGUGGAACUCGACUCCCUCACUGUACCUGUUUUCCUAGUUUUUGAUGAAGGUACUACUCAGCAAUUCAGCUCACUCCAAUCUCUGCUUAGAGAGCCACCUCAAGCAGUAAACCAUCAUGCUAAAACAGAAAAAAGGCUGAUUGUACUGUGGCGAUUAUUGUAUAAGAAAGUGCUUUGGUAUCAGAUGCAGCUGAACAGAAAAAUGAAGAAGAAUGUAGAAGAGGAGUCUGUUGUCUCAAAGCUUUUAAGUCAUAUACAAGCCACCCUUCAGUCUUCAGGAAUGGCCUUAGAACAUCAUUUGAAGAUUAAUUCUGUAUCUGGUGAGGAGAAGUUCCUUUUAGGCUCAUACAGAGAAUCCGUGGACAUGUGGAAAAGAUCUCUUUGUGAAAUCAAAGCAAAAGGAGGAAAAAGGAUGUGUUUUCUUCAGACUAGGUAUUAUCUUGCAAUAUUAUUUUGCCACCUGUAUCAAUACAACUUGUGUGAGGCUCAAGGACUCUGUGAUCAUCUGGUAGGAGAGAUUCUAAGGCGAUCACAGCUCUCAAUGAGUCACAUGGAAAAAUUCUCUGAUACCAAGUAUUUCCAGCAUGAACUAUGGAUGGUAACAGACGUUGAUACCAAAACUGCUAUGGCUGUGAUUCGAUCCAUGGCACGAUUCAUGGCUGCUUAUUUCACAAAUCAGCUGCUUUAUAUCUUUCCCCCACACAAUGUUGACAUCCUGUACCCACUUCACAUCACUCAAGACUUAUCUGCUCGUAUUAUUCCUCUGCAACACUGUUUGGUUACCAGAGCUGUCAGGGACCAGAACCUUUCAUCUGUGUGGACAGCUGAAUAUGCUCUUGAUUUAUUCUUUAUUGGAGGGCUUAUUCCAGAGGCUGUGUGGUUAACACACAGACUUGGAGACUGGAAACUGUCUGUUUCAAUUGGUGUGGCAUAUCAGCUGUAUUGUCAGGACUCUGAUGAAUUAUCCAGACUGAAAACCAGAGAAUAUUGCCUGCCAUUAAGCUUAUCACCAAUGCAGACUUUUCAGGAAAAGUUACAGUCUUUGUUAGGACAGCCAGUUACUGCUGAAACGUCAGGAGGUAUUAAAUUCAAGCAGUUUACAGAUCCCAUUGAAGAAGAAGAUGCAAAUGUUCUUUAUAGUUCAAUACAGGAACUACUGAAAGCAGCUGUUAUGGCAGGUGCUGAUAUUCUCUCGGAGACAUUUCAGCUUUUGAUGGAUUCUGCCAAGGAUCUUAGCAGAAAAUUGUGUGGUUUAGUUCCAGAUGGCCUUUAUCUUCCAGCACCACCAUUGUACUGUCCUCAGCCAGCUUCUCUCAGUGAAGAAGACUGUGAUGACAUUCUUUUGAAAAUUGAGAGAGAAAGUCGUCAGAAAGUGUCAGGAGUCCUUCAGCGAAUUAUCUUACUCUUCCGCGCUGCUCAUUGUUCCUGCCCUGCAGCACAGUGGUACGUUGCACAGCUGAAGUGGGCAAGAAAAGUUAUGCAAAAAAUUCGAAUAAAAGGAUCUCUUCCUUUGCUGAGUCCAUUCCCAGAGACUUUGCUUCGUUACUCUAAUUUCUGCACUGUUUUCCGUAGAUCUACAUCUUCUGGAAAGCAUCAGUUUGAUGAUACUACCUGUAAGAUUUUAGGUUGGUUCAGAGAGCUAUGUGCAUUGUGUUGGAUGCUUCAUGUUCGUGAAAGAUUAUCUGACAACUGUAGGCAGUACCAAACUGCAAGGGAAAAUAUUAACAAUCAUAAGGAUCCGAAGAAGAAUGAAUGUGAUGCCUCCACAGUUGAGCACUGUCUGAAUGCAGUGGAGUGGGCUUGUCGAAUGCUUCCUUUCUGCAGGUUCAUGAAUGUUGAAGAGUUAAUUCAAGAUGUAAUUUUGAGUCUGCUUGGACAGUUGCCACCACUGAAAAAGGUGGCAGAGAUUUUCGUAAAAGCAUUUCCUAAACCUGAAGAUAUAAGAGUUCCAUUAAGAGAUAAAUAUCAUGGACUUCAGCAGCGAUUCCAACAAAGUAUUGUUAAAGGUGCUGGAAGUGAAGAAAUGAUGUCUGUUGUUAUACAGGUUACUGAAAAAGCAAGGUUGAAGACCUUGAGACGUGUAAUAAGGAACAUAGGCCCCAUAGAAAUUAAUAUCUGGGAGCCAGCAGAGGAGGCAGCAGCAGAUGAUGAGGAACACUGUUAUGACAGAUUUUCAGUAGGCACUAGUCUAAGCGGAAGCACGCUUACUGAUCUUGGGAGUUCUCAGGUAUACAGUGAUGCUGACACAGCAGAUACACUUUCUGAUCCUUUGUUUACUGAAGAAACAAGAGCUCGAACACCUUCAAUCCAAAGGGAUGAUGAACAUCACAGACAAGGAGAAAUAUAUAGCAAAAAUACCACGCACAAGAUAAAAGCUCAUAACUGGAAAGCAAAACAUAAGGACGAAAUAUAUGGAAAAGAUGUGCAUAAUCACUGUAAUUUGCCUUUAGUUGGUGCAUGGGAAUUUGAACGUGAUGAUGAUGAAUAUGUUAUUUUUUUAGAACUCUUUUUGAGUUAUGUUCUUGAGAGAGACCUGAUAAGGUACACUGACCUUGCAAUUCCAUUUCUUACUAGCUUUUCUAGACUUCUUCGAGAGCAUCAAUUAAACUCUCUCUUUUUUGAUGUUCAUACAACACUAAAACGUCGACAAGGCAAAACUAGAAGCCGAAGUGUGUUUAGAGCAGGGUCUUGCUAUACUGUUGCCCUGGUAUCUUGUGAUCCUGCAACAGCGUCUGUCUGUAAUGAAAAUACUUCGGAAAAUCCAACUAUUGUACAGUCCAUUGUACAGACAGCAGAACCUUCUGUACAUAACCUAAUGAAAGGAUUUAAUGAAGGAUUGUUUGGUUUAAAACGCAAGUCAAUUUACAGAACUCAAAGAGACAAUCAAGAAGUCACUGUUGCACCAGAAAGCCACACCUUUCCUAACCAUACUUCCUCUAGUUUGCAAAUUCAGGCAACUUCUCAAUACAUUUACAAAACUGUUGAUAUGGUUGAUACUGUACCAGGAGAAGAACUAACUAUAGAGUUAAUGGGUAAGUUGAGCAAUAUUGCAAAAUUGCUCGAGUGGAUGAUCAGGUGGUCUGAUAAAAGACUGCUCUGGGGUUCAAAUAAACAAGAUUCCUUAGAAGAAAUUCUCCCGAUGGUACAUGUGAAAACAUCAGCAGCUGCUGUCCUUACUUCUUUCUGGCUAUUGGAACAGUUACACAGAGAUGGAUCUCAAGCAAGGAGCAUAAAAUUUAAGAGCCUGGAUAAUCAAAGUUUGAAAGAAUUUGCGUCUCUGUCAGAAGCCCAGUCUAGUACAGAAAAAGAAAGUAGUGUGGAUGAAGGGUCUUCCAUACUGGUCAGUCCUCCUCUUGAUGUCCAGAGUGUACAAGCCUGUGAUGACCUUUGUGAAACUGACUUUGGAAUGUCUACAGAAUCAAAAUAUUUUGAUAAGAAGGAAUAUAAUCUUGGGAAUUAUCCUGUACCUCAUAUGACUGAAGAUAUUAAUGAAGUGAGACCUUUUGUUCAGGAGGAGUUACAUGUAACAUCAGAAAAAGAAGAGUUCUUUGAGGAGCCAUAUGAAACUUCAAAGAGCUCCAACAGCUCUGUCAAGAUCAAACCUAUAGAACAUCAGAGAGGAAAGCAGGACUCUGUUUCAGAUGUAGAUAAUCCCCAGGAGGAUCAAAAGGUGGAAGAAAGAAAGGAAGAAGAGGCUGAGCUGAAUCACAUGACUGAGGUUGUUACUGGCACCAUUUGUCACUCCUUCAUUUUAGAACAAGAACCAGAAGUUCCCAGUAACAGAGAGAUUUCUCUAAGUGAUCAUCAGUCUUCUCAGACUGUUGUGUCAACUGUGUCAAGUAUUGCCUCUAAUACUUCCGUUUGUGCAAAGAAGCAAAAAGUCAAUGAAGUCCCUACAGAAGAGAAACCAAACACAUCAGAAACUGUCACUCAGAUGCUCCAAGAUGAAAUGUUUAAGUUAGUUCAGCUACAGCAAAUCAACUUCUUGAGUUUAAUGCAAAUAGUGCAGUCACCCUUUGCCAACCUGCCAAACGUGCAACAAAUUUUGCAACACCAUCAGCCUGUUCACCUGGAAGGAAUGAAGCCUUCACACACUGCCGAAGGCAAUGCCUCUCUGAAAACACAGCUGCCCACUCAAGAAGAUAAAGGAAAACUUGUUCAAGAGAGCUCCGAUUUUCAACCAGGGAAUAAUUUAAGAGAUGAAAGCAACAAUGAUGGUAUAAAAAAUCAGCUGGACGUGAAUGUUUCUUCAAGCCUAUUAGAAAGCCACAAUAAAGAAACAAGAUUUAUACCACCAUCUCAAGAUUUGCAUUCUUCAACACUUAGUAAACCACUUCAUCUCCUAGCUCCUUCCUCAGGCACCCAGAAAAAAACAAAGUUUAUCCCUGUCGAAAAAAAAAACAGUUACUCAAAUGGAUUUCCCUUGCUUAAGCUUGAAUCAGGUUAUCGUUUCAAACCAGCACUAUUAUAUCCAGUAGAUAUGACAUCAGCUUUUGCUAGACCACCCCCAGUGCCACGAGUGGCUUGGAGUUCAUCAGAUUCCGUAGAGAACCAUCAGUCGUCAUACACAACAAGAAAGAGUGAGUCAAAAGCAGAUUUGAACAUGAGUAGAUAUGACCCUGAGAUCCCAGGGCAAAUGCACAAGGAAGAGAAAAGAUGGGCAGAAAUUGCGCAUAAAGGACCUCCCAAACACCUGAAUCUAGAUCAGUAUGAAGGACAUCAAGGUGUUUCACCUCAGCAGCAGUUCUCUGCAAAUGUGAACAUGGACAAACCACAGAUCACUCAGAACCUGGGUGGUAUUCCACUGUUGCACCUUGACCCAGUGCCUAGACUUUCACCAGCUGUAAGGCAGCCAGUCACUACUACUUUAUUACCUGUUAAACCUGCAACAAAGGAGACUGACUGUGGAGAAACCCAACAGUACACAGGAAUAUCACUACUCCAUGUUAAUUUACCUCAAAAAAAGAAGGCACCAAAAUUCAUUCCACUUCAAGAUCUCAUUGCAUUUGAGCAACGCCACCAGCAUCAUACUGUGCCCAGUACUUCCUUUGGACCAGAGCAAACUGAACCUAUCCAGUUACUAAAAACUGAUGUUGAACCAUUUGAACUAAGGGAUGUGCAGAAUAAUAGAAAAAGACAAAAGAGGCGUGAAAAGAAACAAGUGGAAGAGGAGGAAAAGAAGAAACCAAGUGUGUCCUUCUGCCCAGAUGACUCCAUCAUCAAUAUUAGUGAUGCAGUGGUGGCUGUUGAAUCAGGGACUAGGGAUCAACAAGCGAAGUCUACAUCUUACCUUCAAGAUGGUAUUUUCACUUCCAUGGACACAGUGAGAGAAGCGACUACUGCUUCAGAGGUACAUCACAUAUCUUCUGCAGGAAAAAAAAUAGCAGAAACUAAAGAUGCAAGUACAAAUACACACCCAGUGCUCAAAUCAUAUCAGGAUGUUGGAAUCAGUGCUGGAAAUGAGGCUUCUGAAGUUAAAAGUAGUGAACCAGUCAUGUCUGUUCCUAUGUCAGAACCAUCUAAUACCCAUGAGAUACGACCACCAGACAUGUAUUUAAACCUGGGAUUCCCUGCUGAAAUGAGUGAGAGACCUUUACAGUCCUUUCUGUCGGAUGCACCCGGUUUGGGUGGACAUGAAUAUAUCAGUGUGAUUGACAUUGAAGAUGGUGACAUCCUUAACAAUUUGCCCAUGAUACCUGAGUCUGCAGAAGAGAGAGCCACUGCAGAGCAAAAUGAGAAAUUUGAAAUUCCAUCUACUGCAGAAUUUCAUCAUGUGGCAGCUGCUGUUACUGAUCCAAUUCCACCUGAAGUGCUUCAGCAGAAAGAUCAUCAUGUGAAAAUUGUAUCAAGCCAAGUGCAAAAGGGAGAUAAGAAGUUGGAUUCUGCUAGAGAUAGUGUGACUUGGAACAUAGUAUAUGAAGAUGAUAGAACUUUACCCUCUUCAGGGCUUCCAUCUAAAGUAAUCGGCAAAGAAUACUUUUCCACAAAGCAGAAGGAAAUGGAUAUGCAAUUACAGGCACUACAAAAGAUAACAGAAAAUAUGGAGGUGGAUUUCAGAAAUGCCAGAUUGCUGGUGAAAACAAUAGAAGAUUUUGAAAUGGCUGCAAAUUCAGACGUUGGUGCUCGUCCUUCAUUCUCUGAGGAUGCUGGAAUCACUAAUGAUGAACAUUAUUUGAGUGGUAUGAAUAUUGAAGAUGUUACAGAUGGUCUGAAGGAGGGCUUAAACUUGGAAAGUCACAAAUCCAGUUAUACUUCAUUGGAAGUACACUCUCCUGCCACUGCAGCCCCUGCUUCUAAAUUUCCCGGUGGCAUAAAGUCAUCUUCUGAGUUGCAGAUAAGCGGAGAUGCACGUGAUUGCUCUUUAGAAGAUCCUCUGCAAAUUACUGGUCUGAGUGGUGUUAAUGACCUCAUUAGUGAUCUUGUAGUAGAAGGUGACAUCUCUCCAUCAGAGCUGGGCUUUACGAAAAUACAAGCUAAGAAAAUCUCUAGGUUUCAUGAUUCUGCUGCUGGACGUUCUCAAAAAACAGAAAAGGAGAGGAAGGAGAUACAAGCAUGGAUGAAAAAAAAACGAAAAGAAAGGAUGAGAGAAUAUAUGAGGAAGCUGGAUGAACAAAGACAGAAGGAGCAUAAUCCAUUCAAUCAAAAAAAGAAUGGGCAUGGUAGACUUACUUCAAAGGAUAUUAAACUAUUGCAAAAGAAGAAAGAAGAAAAAGACAAAGCCAUGUUUUCUAAACAUCACAGAAUGAGAAUAUCACAAGCACUUUCCCUGAUGAAUGAAAUGUUAUCUGAAAAAGUGCCAUUACCUGCAAAUGAACACAGACCGUUAUCCAGGACAAGAUCACCUCAGGAGUACAGAGAACGGCGUAUGGCAUCCACUACAGGACAGCAUCCGAACAGUCCUGUUCUGUCAGAAAGGAGAGUUGCUGCCAAACCCAGCUUUGGUCAAAAAGUGCACCGUUUCACCCCAGCUUUUGGUUUAACACAGUCCAGGGGAAAUGCCUCUAUGGUCCUACAGAAAAGUACUUCCAGAGGAAGAAUGAGAAAUGCUGCAAAUUGUCUUCUUAAUUCUAGACACUCUGCUGAGUACAGAGUAAGCAGAACAUCAAAACAAAAGCCUCCACGUGUUGCCACUGCAGUUCAGACAGACGAUGUAGAUCCAGAGUCUGAGCGAGACUUAGUGAGUCCUUGGACUGUGCCUGAUGAUAUCCAAAGAAUACUUCAAGAUACUCAUGACUCUUUGUUUCAGGAUUCUGCACUGCAUCCUGUGAGUUUCUCUCCUCUCGGCACUAUUGACACUGGUGACAUUUCUGAAAGCACGGGAAGUAUCGUCAGCAAACUGGACUGGAAAGCGAUUGAGGCUAUGGUAGCAGAUGUGGAAGACAAAUGAUCAAGAUUUCUCAGCUGCUCUGCACUUUGAAACAGUUGCUGAUGUUUGGUUUCAUCUUAUAAAACAGUACUUGUUCUACUUAAAAUGCAUUGAGGCUUGUAUUGGUUUUCUUAAGAAGCACAGAAACUCUCACUGUUUUCAGUCUUGCCUAGGUGAAAUUAAAUUCCUUAACAUACAGCUUACUUUCCAUGUGUCUUCAGGUCAAAUACAAGUAAAUAUAGUUGGUAAAUGCAGACCAGUUGUCUUAAACAUGAACUUAGGAGUCAGCUGCUUUGCCCUUCUCAAAUAUUUAACAAGUUUUAUUCUAUUUAAGAGCACUGCACAACCGUUUUACAUUUGUAUUUAAUACUAAACAUAAUAUUUUUGUAAGUUACCAAUUACGAUAAAGUGAUUUAACAAAAGUGAGUUUAUAUUAGUUUCUUCUGUAAAGUUACUUACACACAGAGUGCUGUUAUUGCUAUCUACCACUAUAACUGUGUGUCUGGGUGUGCCUGUGCACUACCCUAGUGUUUUAAAUCCAACUUACUCAUACAGUAGUUCAGAGAAAUCUUAAAAAGAGUUUGAAUGAUUGAUAGAAACAAGCUCAAAUAGUCAGGUACCCGUAAGUGAAAUACAGGCAUCCGUAUAAGACACUAUAAGACACUAAGAACAAGUACGUACUGAGGUAAAGAGAGGUGCUGCUGCUUAUCCAUCUGUGCAGUGCUGCUGUGUAAAAGCUGUUCUAGUAGCCCUCAGGUAUUUGUAGAAAAAUUUCCCGUAUGAUGAGUGGCUGUCAGCCUCUUGUGGUAGCUUGAACAGAUGCAGCUGUGGUGACUUUUUCCCAACAGCAACAGUUUUUAUUUUUGUAGUGAAAAAAUUUAAAUUUUUCAUGAAAGUCAAAAGUGUGUUUAGUUAGGGGUUAUUUACUGUCACACAACACUGUAGCAGUUUCUGAGUAAAACUGCAUCUUGGCAAAUGUCAAGAAAUGUGGUUGGAAGAAAGCCUGUUACAACAUUACAUACUUACCAGGACAAAUUUACACUUUGUAUAGGCUUAGAGAUCAAAGCAGGCUGUGUGUUUUUAGCAGCCUUCAGAAUCUGCAUUAGCUUCUCCCACAGGAGUGGCCAGAGUGCAAAACUUAGCACUGGGAGUGAUCAUCUCCAAAUGAAAGGGCAAGUUCCUUCAAAGAGCCAGUCCAGUGCAUGUAUCUGUGACUUUGAGUGGAGUCUCAAACUGUCUUUCUCCAGAGUGGCAGCAGUGAAAUCAUAAGUAUGUACCUUUUUUUUCCUGAUUGGAAAAAAAAAAUAAAAAUCGUGGUUUAGCCAAGUAUCAAAGUGUCCUUAAGAUCACAGCAAGCUGUGAGAAGCCGGGGACAAGACAGUGGCUUAAAAACCUUGUCCUAAAAGGCUUGUGAAAACUUCACCAUGCUCAGCCCUGUGUGUUGGGUGGUAUUUACUGCAUCACAGUCAGUAAAUGUUAAUGGAUCUCCUGUGAUGAACAGACAUUAAAAAUAGUAGGUUGGUGCAACAAUAAUUGCUGUUUUUAACCAUUAGCUUCAAAGUGGAUAAUCUCAGAUUAGGAUAAAAUUUAUUAACUGAAAUAAGAACCAUUAGGAUCUACACAUUUUUGCCAGUGAGAAGCGAGUCUAUUUAUUCUGGUUGCAUAUAAUGCUGGAGUCCUGUAACUGAUGAAUUUCAUAGAAUCACCAGGUUAGGAAAGACCUCUUGGAUCAUCAAGUCCAACUGUUCUUAUCUGCCACUAUGCCAUGUCCCUGAGCACCUCAUCUACCCAUCUUUUAAAUACCUCCAGGGAUGGGGACUCCCUGGGCAGCCUCUGCCAGGACCCAUGACCCUUUCUAUGAAACCUUUUCCCUGAUGUCCUGUUUGAGGUGUUUUGAGUUGCUGCUUAGCGGUGGGAAGCUGCCUCUUGCAGGAAGAGGUUGAGGUGCUUGAGAGUGUGGUAAUUGGUGGGAGAGAGGCAGCUGGGUGAGGGAGAGUUUUGUAGCCCGGUUUGUGCAGCUUCUGCAGAGUCAUUUGUGAGAAUUGUGGCCAGGUGUUAUCGUGGAGAAGAACUGGUCCUUUUCGAUUGACCACGUUGGCUACAAACAUUGCAGUUUUUGGUGCAUUUUGUUGAUGUCUUGGCAAUACUUCUCUACUGUGAUGGUUUCACUGUGAUUUAAGAAGUUGUAGUGGAUGAUUGCACUUGCCGACCACCGGGCAGUGAGCAGAACCUUCUUUUGAUGCCACUUGGGGUUGGGGAGGUGUUUUAGUGCUUUACCUUCAUCCAGCUACUGCACAGAAAGCUGUCAGUUGUCACAAUGUGAUCAAGAAAUGGAUAAUUUUUGUUGUGCAAAUGCAGUGGGGAGCAGACUUCAUAGUAGUGAUAUAGUUUUUUUUUUAUUUUCACACAGCCCCCAUUUGUUGAACUAUUUAAUUACUAAAUUUGGUGCAGAUGUUGAACGACUGUUGGAUGGUGAACAUUUAAUUCUUCUGCAACCUCUCCAGUUGUUUUGCUUGGAUCUGCUUUGAUACUGGUCCGCAGUCAGUUGUUGUCUAUUGCAGAAGGAUGUCCGUGACCUUCCUUGUCCUCAAGGCUCUUGUUUCUAUUUUUUUGGAACCGAUGUCAGGCUGUACAUUCAUUGAGAAGGAUGUUGUGGGGAUCAUGUCAAAGUCCUUACAGAAGUCCAGAGAGAUGACAUCUGUGAGUCUUCCCUUGUCCACUGAUGUAGUUACUUCAUUAUAGAAGGCCACUAUGUUGGUCAGGCAAGACUUGCCCUUGGUGAAGCUGUGCUGGUUUCCUGAAUCACCUUCUUGUCCUCCAUGAGCCUUAAAAUAUCUUCUAGGAGAAUCAGCUCCAUGAUUUUCCCAGGUACAGAGGAGAGGGUGACAGGUCGGUUGUUUCCCUUCCUUUUUACCCUUUUUAAAAAUGGGUGCAAUGUUCCCCUUCUUCCAGUCACAGAGGACUUCUCCUGACUGCCAGGACUUUUCAGAUAUCAUGGAGAGUGGCUCGGCAACCACAUCAGACAGUUCCCUCAGGACUCUGGGAUCUCAUUAAGUCCUGUAGACUUACAUAUAUUUAAGUUCCUCAGAGAGUCUUGAACCUAAUCUCUUACAGCAAAAGAGACGUUGCUCCUCCAGUCACUGUCCUGAGGUCCAUCCGCUCGAGAGGUGUGGGAAAAGAAGUUGCCAGUGAAGACUGAGACAAAGAAGUUGUUAAGUAGCUUGACUUUCUCCUUGUCUGUCAUGUUCAUCAGGAGCUCAUCAUCCCUUAAACUCCGUUUUCUGCAUGAUAAACCUGCAGAACCUCUUCUUAUUCUUUGUGUCCCUUGCUGAGUUCAGCUUCUACUGCGCCUCAGCCAUCCUGACCCCAUCCCUGUACAAGUGAGCAGUGUCCUGUGCUCUUCCCGGGAUACCUGUCCCUGCUUCCACUCUCUGUAUGUUGGCUUCUUGCCCUUUAGUUUGACCAGCAUGUGUGUUUGCCCCUUCACCUGCCGUGUGAUACUCCUCUGAAAAGCUUCCUCCACCCUCACUUUUCCUCCUGUUACUGUCCUCCAGUGAGUUCUAUGGUUGCACAUCCUGACUCACAAAAUACCUCUCCCUUCUUCUGCCAGCCAAGGACAACACUGAUUUUGUUUCUUCAUGAGAUUUCUAUUCAAAGGUGACUUCCAUGUGGUAGUUCUCUAAGCAGCCAACAAUUCUUUGGGGCCAGUGAUUCUCAUAAUGAUACCAGCAAGUUCUGAGAGGAGGAAACAAAAAACCACAAGAAGUAGGAGAUCAAAACUGAUAAAAAGCGAUUUAUCAGAGGAAAAAGGAGCAAAUAACAAGCAAUUCCAACCAAACAUAUUGUGUUUGUUCAUGUAGUCGUCAAAUUCUUUACUGCUUCCUUUCAGAUAUUUGCCAAAAACUUGACAACAGCACUACAUGUCCUCACUGUGAAUUUAAGACAUCCCCUAUUUCAUGCUUUUGCUUACAGGUUUGUCUCUGUUGCUCAUGAAAUGCAGAAUUGCUUUAUCAACACAGGAAGAACAGAGCUUCAAAAUGCGAAGUAAACUUUGUUGUAACAAUGAUUUCCUCAUUUGCUGUUGCUCCCGGGGAGGAGAAAGUAAAGGUUUUUCACCUUACCUCAAGCCUUAAACAUUAGAUGUCAUUACCACGAUCAGCAAGAAGCCCUGCACAGAAGUACUACAUUCAAUAAUUUAAUCUAACGAGCUUUACAUGAACGUCAGUGAAGGCAGUGGGAGGAUCACAGCCUGACACACGGGUGUUCUUGUAACAUUUCUAAGCUCUGCAGAACCGAAGUGGAUGGAAGAAAGAAAUCCAAAUUACUCCAUUGGGCCAACAUCCACCUUUCAUAAGCAGGUAGAGAGCAUUGGGUCUUAUUUUCAAAAGCAUCAUAUCCCUCUUCAUCCAAAAGGAAAUGCACACUAUACCCCAGAUGAGCCUGUGUUAAUAUUUGC